AUGUCGAAUACUGUUGUUAAAGAUUUUCCUCCAGCUACAAAAUCCGCUGAUAAUGCUUUGGUUAUAGUUGUUGGUGAAGAUGGUUCCUUAUCUGUGGAUCCAGAAACGUUAAACAAUCUAUUAAGUAGUCAAAAUACUGAAGUGAGUAUAGUCCGAAUGUCAGGAACAAGUACAGAAAAUGAUGAAGUUGAUGCAACAUUGGAAACCUUUUUAGAAACUACUAACAAUAUUGGCACUCACAAUAUUGAUACCACAGAUAUUCUUGAACCACCGCAAACAAAUCAUAAGAAAAUGGAAGAACUAACGGUCGAUAUUGACGAAAUCAGCAGGAUGUGUCGAAAUAUUCAAAUGGAUCAUUGCUACACACCAUUAACUUCACCAGGUCAAAAAUUAGAAACAAUUAAUAAAAAUAACAGUGAUCUAUUACAAUCACAAACUCUGAAUAAGAGUACUGAAGAUUUAAUGGCUGUAUUAGAGGCAGACAAUGAACCAGUCUCAAAACCACCGACAUCAAUCUCGAAACCGGUAACAUCUUUACUAGCUCCUGUUGAUACAACGAGUCAAUUGUUGACACAGUUGGAGAAAUCAAAAGAUACAAACAGUGCACCACAAGUUGUUACUAAACCUCCAGUUAUUAAGACGACACCUUGUUCUGUAGGACUUGUACAAUCUGUACCCAAACCUAUAAGCGGUGGUGCUCUUUCGUCAACACCAAUAAAGAAAACACUAAAGAUAGUUACGGUUACAAAACCAGCUACAGGUAUUCGAGUUGCUACCACUGCAACUCCACCUUUAAUGCCACAGACGAGUACUCCCAUUAAGGAACCAACUAAAGAGCCACCAGUACAAAAAUUACCCGUCAAAGAAAAAGAAUGUAAAAUUGUCAAAGAACCUUCUCAAACAUCAGUCAGUAAUGACUCAAAAUUAGAAGAAGAUUUAAGUGAUAUUAGCUCUGAUUCAGAUUUUGAAAUGGAUGAUGAUUCCGAAGAUUCUGAUUUUGAUGCUGGCAAACAGAAAAUAUCAAAACCAAAAUAUAAAACUUUUGGUAGUAAGCGCAAUAAAUCGGGUGCAAAUCGAAAACGUGACAAAUCAGCUAAUAAAUCUUUAAAUCGUUCACUUGGAAAACCGAAAAAAAUUCAACAAAAUAAGGACCCUACAAAACCGCCAUUAGUUAUAAAAACAAAUAAAAUUGUACGAACUAAAUCAAAAACGAAUUUGGUUCAAGAAGAAUCCAGUACGCCGAUUACUCCUGUUACACCAGUGACACCGGUGACACCUACGACUCCACAACAAGAAGUUGUAUCGCCACAAACAGAUAAACAUGAUCAAUCAAAGAAACUUCCAAAAAAGAAGGUGCCAAAACCUAUUGGAUUGUUUGACGAUGGUAUUGCAUUAUUUUCGACACCGGAUGUUAUUCGACGAGUUAGUGUUAGUGGUGAUUCACCGACUAAAGUAACUGAGCCAAAUAUUAAACCUCGGACACAAUCAGUUGAUCAAAAAGUUGAAGAUAGAAUUGAAGGCAGUAACAAAACGAAAGAUGAUUUGUCUAAAAUUGACUUAAAACCUGAUAAAGCUCCAAUUACAUCUGAAGUAGAUUCAACAACGCCAAUGGAUGCAACUGAACAAACGUUAGCCGGGUUAGAUAAUGCUAACUUAGAUUUAGAUCUAAACGCAGAUGAAUUAAUACCAGAAGAUUUGCUAUUCCAAGUAGCAAAACUUGUUGAAAAUGCUGAUAUACAAAAAGUCAUUGAUACAAAUUUAACGUUAGUUGAUCAAAAUUUGGAUAAUCUAGAUUCGGUUUUACCGAAAACUAAUGACGAUUCAUUCGUUCAGAAAGAAGUAGAGAAUAUGAAUGUUACGGAAAAUACGCAGGAUGUCAUUCCAAACGAAACACACACAAAAUUACAACAAAAACCACAGAAUAAAAUUCAAACGCCUGUUUCAAGCACUGCACAAGCGCCAGCAGGUAAUUUGAUUACGAAGAAUAAUACGAACAAACCAAUUCAAAUAGUUCGACCCGACGGUCGCGUUAUUAUAAUUCCACCAAUUGAAAAGCCAGCAACCAGAAGUAGUAAACGUAAACAAGGUGGGGAUAAUAAUACUAGUGCAACACAAUUAACUUCAGAUUCGGAUACUAAUUCUGUAACGGCUCCACCAUCUACUUUACAAAAUACAAGUGUUAUAUCGACGGCAGAACAUGAAAAAUCAAAACAAAAUACGGAUAAUAGCCGAUCCGAACAAUUACAAUCAAAUACCAAUGCUGCAGAUGAUUCCGAUAUCUCAGAUUCGGAUGAAAGUUGGAAAUCUGAAGAUGAUCCAGACAGAUUAUGGUGUAUUUGUAAGCAGCCGCAUAACAAUCGAUUUAUGAUUUGUUGUGAUACAUGUGAAGAAUGGUUUCAUGGACAAUGUGUUGGUGUUAGUAAAGCUUUGGGUCGACAAAUGGAACAACAAGGCAAAGAAUGGCAAUGUCCUAAUUGUCAAAAAGUAAAAAAAAAUGCAUUACAGCAAGCAUUAAAUGAAGCACAACAGGCAACUAUGGAUUUAUUAUCUCCAACAGCGCCAACAACUACUCCACAACAAAAUACUGUGCAAUCGUCAGAAGAUGCUGAUAAACCAGUUCAGCGUUGUAUUGUUUGUAAAGGACCAUCUAGAUCUGGAAGUGUAUAUUGUAGUGAAAGUUGCAUUGUACAACAUAGUAAUGCAGUUGAAAGGGUUAUUGUUUUCGAACGCGCCACAGGAAGAUGUUUAUCAGGAAAUAAUGCACCGACAGUGGCAAAUUUGAAACAAUGGUUAAAACAACAUCCUGGUUUUGAAGUUGUUAGUUCUGGAAAUAAGACAUUAACCCAAUCAAAACUGCAACUGAAUAAAACUGGUGUUAAUAAAAAUUCACAACAAAAUCUCAAAAUACAAGGUAAACAAACGCCAGGCUCAAACAAACAAGCGCCACAUAUUCUAAAUCAUCAACUCGGGAAAGGAUUACUACAAAAAUCACAACAAUCAUUUUACGGCAAACCAAAUUCACAAACACCGAAUAAACAAUUACCAAAUACCGCUACUACGACGCCUGUUAAAAAUCAACAAGCGAAAAUGGUAACUUCAACUCCAUUGGCACAAGUGAAAGGUGUAAAAAUAAUUCAACCGCAUACACUAACAAUAAAAACACCACCAAUAAAACAAAAAACCAUUCCCCCAACUACUCCUACAACUCCACAGACUCCCAAACAAACGCCGCCACAAGAGGAAGAAAAACCGAUAGUAAAGAAAAAAACACCAAAUUCAAAUGCAAAGUCAACUACAACACCCCAAAAAGUAUCACGACAAAAAAGUGUUUCUUCAGUAACAGAGGAUAAUAGGCAACAGAAAGGACCGGAACAACUGCGAGGAAAUGUACGGAAAACAUUAGCUGAACAUUUAUUGCUACGAUUAAAGGAACAAGAGGAAAUUAAGAUGUCUGAAGAAAGUGUAAAAAAGUUAUCGGACGAAAUAGAAGCUGAAUUAUAUAGUUUAUUUAACAAAGAUACUGGUGCUAAAUAUAGAAAUCGUUAUAGAAGUUUAAUAUUUAAUAUAAAAGAUCCAAAAAAUGAAACAUUAUGGAAACGAAUAUGUCAAAAGGCAGUUUCACCAAAGCAAUUAGUACGUUUACUGCCAGAGGAACUAGCAAGUCAAGAAUUAGCACAAUGGCGUGAACGUGAAACAAAACAUCAAUUAGACAUGAUAAAGAAAACAGAAUUAGAUUUGUUAUCGUGUGUACGAACCUAUGUACUCAAAUCACAUAAAGGUGAAGAAGUAAUUGAGAAACGUGUAGAUGCUGUCGAUUCAACAAUUGUUGCUGAUUUAGAUGGCUCAUUAAACAAUGAAGAACGAAUAGCAGAUAGUACAACUGAACGUCCACGAUCUCAAGAUAGUAGCUCAAAGGAUACGUCUAAGAGUAAAUCGUCAGACCACAAACAUCGAAGGGAAAGUAGCAGUUCACAUCACAAAAGUAGUCGAGAUCGAAGUAGUCGAAAACACAGAGAUGGAAGUCAUGAUAGAAAGAGAAGAAGCAGGAGUAAAGAUAGAAGGAGGGAUGGAAGUAAGGAUCGUAGAAGUUCUGAUUCGAAAAAGAGUAGGCAUCGUUCACGAAGUGGAUCACGACACAAAUCUACAGAUCAUGAUAAAAGUCGACAUAAGGAUAAACAUGAUCACAAAAAUAAAUCGUCUUCUAAGCAUAAGCACAAUAAUAGUAGCAGGCACAAAGAUUCAGAAUCGGACAGUACAACUUCAAGUAACACAACUAAAAACUCAACAAGAGAUCUUAGCAAAUCAGAUACAACUGAUUUACUUACAAUGGGAUUGGAUAAAAAGUCAAAAGAAAUAUUAGAAUCAUUGGUUGAUAACAAAGUUGUAGAUAAUCGAAUUUUAAGAGACGAAAUUCUUGCCCCAAUAUCAACUGUAACUGCUGAUAGUGAAUCAGAUCAUGAACCAAGUUCAACAGUGACCAUUGCUACACCACCUCGAAGUGCUGAUAUCGAUUCAACACCUAUCGAUAAACAGUCGCGCACAUCUGUAGAUACAGCAACGGAAGAACCACCCACACCAGAGUUGUCGGAAUCAUCUGAAAAUAUUGAAAAGAAAAUAAUUUCAGCACCAACUAAGACGAUUUCAACGCAACCCACCUCUGCUGAUGGUCCCGUUAUUUGGAAAGGAUUUAUUAAUAUGAUUGAUGUUGCGAAAUUUCGAAUUACUGCUCAAGAAGUAUCAGGUGAUUGUAUAAGUUUGGCUAAGGAAUUAUCAACAAGCUUAGAUAUCGUGGGAAGGAUUAGUCCAGAUACUGUAUGGGAGUAUUUAAGUAAAAUGCGAAGAUCAACAGCUAAAUAUAUUAGUAUAUUAAGAUUAAUGCCAGAAAAUUCAGAUGAACAAAGUGCAUACCAAUCUUUAUAUACUUAUUUAAGUAGCAGAAAAAGGUUUGGUGUAGUGAAAACAGCUAAUACAUCAAUUAAAGAUUUCUAUAUAAUGCCACAAGCAAGUUAUAAUCCUUUACCACAAGUGUUACUUCCUAUUAGUGGACCAGGUUUUGAAGAAUCACGACCAAAUUUACUACUUGGUAUAUUGGUUAGCUCUAAACGUAAACGACCUCAAAUAUAUGAAACAAAUGCUACUAUUUUGGCAAAGAAAAUGAAAGAAUCAUCGCCACCGAGAUCUUAUACACCACCACCUAGCGAUAUAAAAGAUCCACGUACUGGACCACCAAAGACAAAUUUAAUUUCAUCGAUUGUAAUGCCACCUUUACCCACCGUAGCACCAAUUCCACCGCCAGAAAUAACAAAACCAGAACCACCACCAUUGGAUGACAUGGAUGAACCUUACAGUCCAGGUGAUUCAGAUGAUACUUUGCCAACAAUUCCAGUGAAUAUAAUUAAAACAAAAUCGACUACUGUACGUGAAAAAGAGAAAAUAUUACUACCACCUCUACCACCAGUGACAAAACCGGUAGCAUCAGACUUGUCAAUAUUGGAGCCAUUUAAAACAUCCAAUUAUCCAACAAUACCCGGAUUGGAUGCAGCACCAGCCGCACCAUCAGAAUCAAGUACUACAAGUUCAUUAGAUGUAUUGAAUCUUUUAAGCAGUACAAUUAGUUCAACAUCAGUUAUAAAUCUAGAUGCAUCUCCUGUUUCAACGCAAUCACUUUCAGCAGAAAUAUCUGCUUCAACAGGUUUAGAUGCUUUGGCAAUACAGCGGAAUAUUGAUGAAAUUAAUAAACGAAUUGAACGAGAACGGCAAGAAAUUGAUUCAAUUUCAAUGGGAAUUGUUCAAAAGAAAGAUAUCGAAUCAUCUUGUCUAGCAAAUAUUGCACUGCCAAGCAACCUACAACAAAUAUUAGACAGUAUAAAAACAAAAAAAUGUGAUGAAACAGAUAUUCUUCCAAAAGAUAAAGAGGAAACUUCCCCUAUUGAAGAGUAUACACCUGUAACAAACACACUAUCUUCUACUAGUAUACCUAGUUAUGCACCAAGUUCAUCCACAACAAAGGAACCAACACCAGUGCUAGACGACGAUGAACCUUUACCUACAAUACCGUUAUUACUUCCAAAACUACCACGACCGUCAUUAGAAAGUAAAACAAACAUAUCAGAUUUAAAUAUUCCAUUAAAUUUGCCAAUUUCGAAAAGAGUACUACCUUCAAGUAGUAUUAAACGAUCGGCAAAUGAUAGCGAUUUAUUAACUGAUGCUAAACGAAAACAUUUAGAUACAUCUGGUGAAUUACCACAAAUUCCAUUAAACUUACCGCUUGUAUCAAAAAAAUCAUUUUCACACCAUACCUCAACAUCCCCCUCCAAGAUGACAGUUGAAAGCUCACAAACAAAACCGUCAAGUGUGUUAAGCUCACUGUCAACAGAGGAGUUAAUACGAAAAGCAAAUGAAAUGUUAGCUGCACAAGACGACAAGGUUGAGGAUGAAGAUGAUGACGAAUCAUUUGAUUCUUCAACCGAAUCACCUAUAAAACAAGCUCCAGUUUUAUAUCCAAAUACAUCAAUUCCACCACCUACAAUGCGUUUUAUGGAGCAACCACCUGUACCUGGCCUCGAAGAUUACGAAUAAUGCAAUUUUCUGCAAAUAGAUUUAAAUAUUAGUUUGUUAAAGUAAAAACAAAAAACAUUCAAUACGAUUUAAAUAAGUUUUUGAUGUUUAAUCAAACAAAAAAAUAUGCUUUAAUUUUUAAGUUUUUUUUCCUUAUUUGUAAGCCAAGUCUGUUACCACGUUAAGGUAGCUAAUAUUUUUUUAGUUAAUUAUAGUACG
Messenger RNA from Chrysoperla carnea, 6777 nucleotides. RefSeq lists its product as uncharacterized. Gene Ontology annotation, cellular component: nucleus. Gene Ontology annotation, biological process: DNA-templated transcription. The record is from RefSeq and is a predicted model, not a curated record. Lineage: Eukaryota; Metazoa; Arthropoda; Insecta; Neuroptera; Chrysopidae. The transcript is spliced from 20 exons. Gene Ontology annotation, molecular function: protein binding. Bases 1 to 6579 code for a protein of 2192 amino acids.